AUCACACUUUAACCCCAUAAUUUGUGUGGUACGACAAACCUAAACAAGAUACUUAAAUUAUCUUUGUUUUAAUGUGGGUACAUACGUAAUUGAUAUUUGUCUCCAAAUAUCUUGUACCCAAUUCUUGAUUUCUUCUUCAAUACUCAUUGCUAAACAACAAUGGAGCUUCCCUGGUAUUCUUUUCUUGUUCCUCUGUUUGUCUUCAUUUUCCUCCUCCAUCAAUGGUUCUUUAGUACUUCAAACACCCAAAAAAGAUUAUUACCACCAUCUCCAAGAAAGCUUCCAAUCAUAGGAAAUUUGCACCAACUGGGGCAGCAUCCUCACCGUACUCUCCAUAAACUGUCUGAAAAAUAUGGUCCUGUCAUGCUACUUCACUUGGGCAGUAAGCCAGUGCUCGUUGCUUCUUCGGUUGAAGCUGCUCGUGAUAUCAUGAAAACUCACGAUCACGUCUGGUCAAACAGACCUAAAUCUAGCAAUGCUGAUGGACUCCUUUACGGCUCCAAAGACGUGGCCUUUAGUCCCUAUGGUGAAUACUGGAGGCAAAUUAGACGUGUCACCGUGCUUCAUCUUCUCAGUAACAAAAGAGUCCAAUCUUAUAGUGAUGUGAGAGAAGAAGAAACAUCAAACAUGAUUGAAAAAAUUAGGCAACAGUGUGAUUCUUCGAAUUCAGUGAUAGACUUGAGAGAUCUUUUAAGUUGUAUGACAAAUAACAUAAUCAGCAGAGUGGCCAUAGGGAGGACAUACAAUGAAGGGGAAAGUGGAAUAGCUGUCAAGGCUCUCGUAGAAGAACUUCUAGAACUUUUAGGUAUUUUUAACAUUGGGGAUUAUAUUCCAUGGCUUAAAUGGGUCAAUAAAAUAAAUGGUCUGGACACCAGAGUGAAGAAAGUAGCUAAAGAUUUGGAUGCAUUUCUGGAGACCGUGAUUGAAGAACGUGUGAUUAGGAACAAGAAAGAAGAACAUAGAGCAGGUGAAGCUAAAGACUUUGUGGACGUUUUGCUGGAAAUUCAGAACGGAAAAGAAACUGGAUUUCCUCUUCAAAGGGAUUCAUUGAAGGCUAUUCUACUGGACUCGUUUAUUGCUGGUAUUGAUACAACGACUACAGCUUUAGAGUGGGUAAUGACAGAGCUUUUGAGGCAUCCAAGAGCCAUGGAAAAAUUACAUAAUGAAGUGCGACAAUUAGCGCAAGGGAAAGCGGAGAUAAUAGAAGAUGACUUAGCAAAUAUGCAUUAUCUGAAAGCAGUGAUCAAAGAGGCUCUUAGGCUUCAUCCACCUGUUCCGCUACUAGUUCCUCGAGAAUCAAUGGAAGACGUAAAAUUACUAGGCUAUCAUAUACCUGCUAAAACUCAAGUCUUUAUUAAUGUUUGGGCAAUCGGAAGAGACCCAUUAUCAUGGGAUGAUCCAGAGGAGUAUCGGCCUGAGAGAUUCUUAAAUAGUGAUAUUGAUGUUAAAGGACUAAACUUUGAGUUAAUUCCGUUCGGGGCUGGCAGGAGGGGCUGCCCAGGAAGUGUUUUUAGUAUUGUGGUGAAUGAGCUAGCAUUAGCAAACCUGGUGUACAAUUUCAAUUUUGCAUUACCAGAAGGGAUAAAAGAGGAGGAUUUGGAUAUGACGGAAUGCACUGGCAUCGCUAUUCGUAGAAAAUUACCUUUACUAGCAGUGGCAAUUCCAUGCUAUUGAUAGGCCGAAGGGGAUGCCCAGGGUCCCAAUUCGCCCUCACUGUUAACGAGCUUGCAUUGCCUGAUAAAUCAAACACGAAGGAUCUGGACAUCAUGCAAUCGACUGGCCUGUCUGUGCAUAAAUAUCCUUUGGCAGUUCUUGUGAUUCAUCGUUCUUGAUAGCAAGCCUUUUUUGUUCAACUUCUCUUGUUAUCAAUUUACAAGUUUCCAACAUUAAAAGCUGUCAUUGGAUUUGGAUUAGUUUCUUUAACCUUUACAGAUAAACAAAUUUAUGAUAACAAGUUAUACAAAUUUAUAACUAUUGUAGGCUUUAAUGAGAAAAAUAAGUCUCAAUGCUGUAAAAACAAAGGCUUUUUUUAAAAAAAAAUUGCCUGCAGACAUAUGCAAUCGUGAGACUCGUGUAAAGCAUGUGCUGUAUGUUACGUUAACUGUGCUAUCCUUUCUCUCGGAUAUCAUAUCACCAAUUCUUGGAUUUUCUUUUCAGUUCUUCAUUGAGUAUUCUUAACAUUUAAGAUGUAUCCUUGAUGUUAUACUCGUCUUCGCGGCGAUCUCGACUCUUGUGACUAAAAUUUUCUGGUCUGUAUCGUUACCUUUCUGUAACUCUCUUUUGAUUUUCUUUGCCAUCUUUUGUCCAUUGAUUCAUUGGAUCAUACACUUGAUACUGGUAAUGCUGACUGAUUGUAUGUAAUUCUGGAACUCUUCUCCGUAUUAUUUUGUUCUGCUAACAGAAAGUAGUUGGUGAUAUUGGUCUGUGAAUAGACAUUUCCCUACUUUUAGCACUCAAGCCUUUUGAACUUCUUGCUUAUGUUAGAGGAAACGUAAAAGAAAGAACACAAAAUUUAACGUGGUUCGGAUCAAAGUGAUCCUACGUCCAUCAGAGAAUAACUGCCUUUAUAUUAUUAUCAAAGGAAGGGGAGAUUUCCCAAAUACACCUAAGAAAAUUGCUCUCAAC
Messenger RNA from Lycium barbarum (goji berry), 2625 nucleotides. Its product is annotated as cytochrome P450 71A3-like. Lineage: Eukaryota; Viridiplantae; Streptophyta; Magnoliopsida; Solanales; Solanaceae. The record is from RefSeq and is a predicted model, not a curated record. The transcript is spliced from 3 exons. Gene Ontology annotation, molecular function: oxidoreductase activity, acting on paired donors, with incorporation or reduction of molecular oxygen; iron ion binding; heme binding. The coding region runs from base 160 to 1674 and encodes 504 amino acids.